Molecule: messenger RNA, 1026 nt
Organism: Ostrea edulis (European flat oyster)
Lineage: Eukaryota; Metazoa; Mollusca; Bivalvia; Ostreida; Ostreidae
Product: ribonuclease H2 subunit A-like
Exons: 7
Coding region: 78-980 (300 amino acids)
Biological process (GO): mismatch repair; DNA replication, removal of RNA primer
Cellular component (GO): ribonuclease H2 complex
Molecular function (GO): RNA-DNA hybrid ribonuclease activity; RNA binding
Source: RefSeq, a predicted model, not a curated record
UCUUUCUUUUUGGACUCUUCGGUAUCGGGGAAAAUUGCGGGAAAAUCAACAAUAACUCGGUCAAUAACGAAGCUAAAAUGAUGGAUAUGUCCGAGUUCGAGACGGACAAUAUGAAGAAUUGCGUUGUAGAAUCCAGUUUACCAGACUGCGUGAAAUCAGAGCCAUGCUGGUUAGGAAUCGAUGAAGCUGGCAGGGGGCCGGUGCUAGGUCCUAUGGUCUAUGGUAUUUGCUUCAGUCCCUUAUCACUCCGUGAAAAAUUUGGAGAAAUGGGAUUUGCCGAUUCCAAGACUUUGACGGAGGAACAACGCGAGGGUAUAUUUGAGAAAAUUUGUGCUGCUUCAGACAUGAUGGCCUGGAUUGUUGAACUGUUAUCCCCGACAUUUAUAUCCAAUGGAAUGCUGGGAAGAUCGAAAUACAACUUGAAUGCAAUGUCACAUGACUGUGCAAUACGCCUGGUACAGAGAGCCCUGGACCUCGGUGCCAACAUUUCAGAGGUUUAUGUCGAUACCGUAGGGGACCCAGAAAAAUACCAGACCAAGUUAAAGAACCUGUUUCCCAACAUCCAGAUCACCGUCGCCAAGAAGGCUGACGCCCUCUAUCCCAUCGUCAGUGCUGCCAGUAUAUGUGCCAAGGUUUGUAGAGACAGAGCAUUGUCUAAGUGGAAGUUUCAGGAGGAGAUAACUGUGGAUGAGGAGGGGUAUGGGAGUGGCUACCCAGGAGAUCCUAAGACAAAGAAGUUUUUGUCAGACAGCAUGGACAAGGUCUUUGGAUUUCCCCAGUUUGUCCGAUUUGGUUGGUCCACUGCAGCUGUGAUUUUACAGAAAAAUGCUGUGCAGGUCAAAUGGGAUGAUGAGGAAGAAGAUGAAGAAAAGAAUACAGUCAAGUUAACGACUUUUUUCCAAAAGAAAGGACAUGAUCCCAAAUGUGAAAGACACUCGUAUUUUAAAGACCGAUGUCUGGGUUCUGUAGCAUCAUUUUAAUCAUUAUUUAUUUAAAAAAUCAGUCAUUAAAACAUAAAAAAAGCUG